AUGACUGUGCUCACAAACGCCUUUGAAAUUAAUUGUUCUGGGACGGAAGGAGAUCAUGUGUCAUUAGAAGUUUGGAAAAUUAAAGGAGACAUUACAAGUUUAUACAAAUUUAUCAAGGAAUUGGAGAAGACUAAUAAUUUAAUAACUUAUGCACUUCUUGUUCCGAAUCAUUUGUAUAUUUUCUUUGUUGUUAGGUGUCACUUAUCAUUAAAACAAAAUAUUCAAACAAUUAUUGAUGAACAAUCGGAUUUAUCAGUUGAAAAAAGGCAAUUCAAUGAUUUCAAGGAAUUAAAUAGUGAGGAAAGCAAGUUAUUAACAGUGUCUGUCAAAAAUUGGAUUAGAAAUACUUUAAUUAUUGAGCAUUCUCACAAAGCACAAGGAUCAUUUAUUUAUCCUUCAAAUAGUGAAAAGUAUUUCAGCACAGAAAAUGGCACUAUGGUAUCUAUUUGUGGAUUCACUUUGUCGUGUAUCAUCUUCACUAAUUUAUCAUUGAAGGUUUUUAUCAAUUUGAAGAAUAAGAUGUUUAAAAAGAUAAAUACAGACGAAUCAAGCUUAAGAUCAUAUUCUAAGAAUAAGACUCCUUCUUGGGUUUUGACUCCAUUUAAAGGAAUUCUUGGUAGAUUAACAACCAAAGAGAAGGAUAAAUCGAGAAGUAAUGAAAAUUCUAAUAUGCAAAACCAAGUUACUGUACUUCUUGAGGGUACACCUAUUUCAUUCGAGUGUAAUGAUUAUCUAUUAUCUUUGGACAGUAAUGAUCAAAGUUUAGAAAGAUAUUUCCCUUCACAGAGAAAUUUACCUCGUCAAAAUCCUCAAUCUAGAUCCAAAAUUCAAAAACAAAAAAUUUCCUCUACACCAUCCAAUAAUGCAUCAAAAAAUAACAAAAGAACAUCAAACGAUGCAUCAACGAAUGGAAAAAAUACAUCUUCUAAGAAGACUAAAAUGCAAUCUGAGACAGACAUGGCCAAAGAAGAGGUUUUACCAGCCUACAUGUAUAAUAGAAAAGAAAAGAAAAAUACCACGAAUAAUUUAACCCUAUCACCUACUCUUAAUAAUGUGACAGAUCCAAUAUCUAGCAUUACUGAAAGUGCUAUAGAUGAAUUUGCAAAUAUUAUUAAUAAUCCAAUACCUCAACCAUCAUCUUCGUUAAUGGAUGCAACUAUUCCACCUGAACCUAGUUCACAAUCUCAAAGAGCUGAAGUAGAUGCUCAACUUUUGACAGCAGAUCAGUUUAAUGAGCUAUUAGACUCUUUUGAUUGUUGGGGACCUUCAGAUGCAGAGAUAGCAUCUCAACCUGAACCUCAACCAACUCCACAAAUCAAAACUGAAUCCAUUGUGGAAACUCCUGUCGACAUUCAACCUCUAAAUAGCACACCUUUUAAUCCCCAAACUCCCUCUCAAUCAGUGACUUCAACACCAAACAGACCGUACGAAGAGAUCAAACAAUUUAAAGAAAUUUUAGAACAUAGAGAAUCUCAGAGAAAAAAUGUUCAAGACCUACAAAGAGGUCUCACUCAAAUGAAUUUAAAUUAUGAACCUGAAGUACGACAAACUCGCCAAUACUCCAGUUUUACAUCCAGUUUUGUUGGAAUUAAAGACGAAAGAUCAAGUAAUCAAAAACAAGAAAUUGCUAAAAAUGAUUACUCCUCCUAUUUCACUAAUCCAUGUUAUAAUUCAUCUUCAAAUGAGGAUAGAAUAUAUCCAACAAGAACUAAUUUUGUCCCAACUUCGAAUUAUCCAGAAAAUCGUUUAUUCAACCUCCCUCAAAAUGAAUACGCACAAAUGUUAAAAGAACAAGAAAGAAAGUUAAGAAAAGAAAAGAAGGAAAAAAAGGAAAAGAAAAAGAAAGAAGAAGUUAAAGAAACUAAUGAUCAAGCAGUUCCUUCAAAUGUUGAAGAAUCAUUUGAGGAAGAAAUAUUUUUCUAUGAUUUCUGCCAUAGUGAUGCCACUGAUAUGUUUGAAAUAAUACCUCAACAAAAUAGUCAAUGGUCGCUAUCUGAAAUUUUGAAAAAAUCAUUAGAGUUAAUAUCAAACGAAUCAGAAUUUAACAAGAGUGAUAUUCUAUCGUUCAUAAUGGAUGGUUGCUGGAAAGAUUCUGAAACUCCUUGUGAAUACCCACAAAAAUCCGUCAAAUUAUCUAAUAAUACUAUGGAAGUAAUUCAAGUUGUUUCUAGAUGCAAUUUCCAAACAGAUGAUUUAUCAAAUGAUUUAACACUAACAGAUGAAUCUCUACCAAUACUUUACAAGGUUUCUGAUAUUCUAUCUAGGGUUGGUGAUGAAACAAUUAAGGGACCACUAAAAGAUAUUUCUUCCAUUUUACAACUAGAUACUCCAACAGUACGAGUGGGAUAUAUGGAACAAUGGUUAGAUUCACAGCCAGAUAUUAUAUCCGAAUGGGAAAAAUCUCUUUUGGAGCCUUAUGCAUCACCAAAGAGGAUUAAUUUCUGUGUUAUUGGUGUGGAACCUGCACAAUUUAAUGUAAAUGAUGGUGUAUACUCGGAUUUGUAUGGUUUCUUUGAGAAUCUUAGUACUAUUUAUGAAAUAUGCAAAUUGGGAACACAUGUACCCAUUCAUAACGAGUUUAUCACAGAUGGUAUCGUACCAAUAGCUUACAAAUAUUCUCAACCUUCUCCAUCUGGAACUAAGUCACAAAAAAUUCAACUUGAAGAAUUCAUAGAACAAUUCCAAAAAUCAGCAAAGAAAGUCGAACAAGGAAUAAUCAACUUUUAUAACAAUUAUAGUAAGGAAGAAUGCGUUUUAAUUUAUGUUGUUUUCCCAUUCCACUUGAUUGAAAAAAUUGAGGCUACAAGUACAGCAAGUGUAUCCACAAUUUUAUACAAUGUGUUUGGAACCAUAAUUGAUAAUUUACAACUUGAAAUACCCGAUGUCAUUCCAUUCAUUCACUUUGUUGAUCAAAAAUUAGUUGAUGAGCCAUAUAUUCACCGACCUAUUGCAACUCUGAAACAUAUCUCACUUUCAGCUUUUAACAAGUGUAGAAGACAGCAAAAGAGAUGGAAUAAUUGGAAUGGAUAUUCAUCAUUACUUCAUGAGCCAUCUGUUGUUCUUACACCAAUGGUAUUAAAUCAAGAUACAAGUAGAAAUCCUUCUCCUUAUGCAGAAUUGCAGAGUCUAAAACUCAUACUUUUCUGCGCUUACAGUAUUACAGAAGUAGAAAAUGGAGAAUUUUUCGUUACUUGUGUUUGGACAGAUUAUCCUGGUAAUUUAUUGGAGUCAGCAAUAUUUGAAAGCUCUGAAUAUAUGACAGAUGAAGGAAGGAGAAGUAAUGUCAUUGAUGCCAUUAUUCAAAAAAUUCAUGAGCAAAGUACAACAUACAUGUCAAGUUUGGCAUUAGGCAAUCAAUUGGAUCUUUUCUGGGAGUACACCAUUUGCAAAGUAGCACCAACAAAUAAGUGUACCUCUGUACACAUGUCAGAGGAAGAGUUAAAUGCUUGGACAAAAGUUAGAGCAAGUGUUUUAAAAGGUGCCAUGUAUUUAACAUCUUUGAAUGACAAUCCAUCAACACAAUUUUUCAAGAUUAGCUCUCCUGAAAGCACACCCUCUCUUCACUUCCAUGAGGAUUAUGGUUAUAUCUUCACUCCGUCAGAAGAAGAGGCAAGAGUUGAUAGAGUUAAUCAAGACCAAGAUUCUUCUAGACAAGAAGUUGUCGUUUACCCUAAGAGUGUAUUGGAAGUAAGAUUAUUUGUUAAGGAAACUGAAAAGAAUUUGCAUACUUUCAAUGUUAGGCAAGUUUGUAAACAAUUAUUCAAUUUGAGUUGGUUGACAGUUUCUCCAUUAUACCCUAGUAGAUAUACUGUCCUUCCUAUUCAUAUUCAAUUACUAAGAAAUAUUAAUACGAAUAUUAACAGAUAUAUCCAAUACAAGUCAUCACAGAAAUAA
Naegleria gruberi is the source of this 3894-nucleotide messenger RNA. RefSeq lists its product as uncharacterized. Gene Ontology annotation, biological process: regulation of transcription by RNA polymerase II. Gene Ontology annotation, cellular component: mediator complex. Bases 1 to 3894 code for a protein of 1297 amino acids. Gene Ontology annotation, molecular function: transcription coregulator activity. Lineage: Eukaryota; Heterolobosea; Eutetramitea; Acrasida; Naegleriidae. The transcript has 5 exons. The record is from RefSeq and is a predicted model, not a curated record.